AUGACAGUGUUCAACAUCUCGGGGAUGAUCGCUGCUUUGUCCGUGGGCUAUUGGUGUGAUCGCUCUGAAGACGUGCGGAAAAUCCUGCUUCUCGUUAAUUUGCCGCAAUUGGUUGGCCAAGCUCUGUAUUUUGCCGGAAUCAAUGCCGAAAUGCUGAUCGUGGCCCGAUUUAUAGCAGGGUUCGGACUCGGGAUGAACAGUGCAAUUUAUUCGGAAAUCAUUCGAGGAACGACCCGAGAAGAGAGGAUGAAGGUGCUUUCGAGUGCGUUUCUAUUGCGUCAAGUAGGGAUCAUGAUGUCACCGGGCUUCAACAUCUUCAUUCGGAGAAUCCCUGAGUUUCAGUUCUCUUUAUUCGGCCAUCUGUUUCAAUUCAAUGAAGAAUCAGCGCCGGGCCUGAUCCUGUUCGUGUGCUUCUUCCUGUUCGAGAUAUUCGUGUACUUUUUCUUCUUCAACAUGCGGCCGUUGAUGCGAGAAAUUUAUGGAACAUCGCAACCGGAUCUUGCUUCUCUUGAUGCAAAAAAGCAAAAGUUCGGUGACAUUGAUCCUGAGAAAAAGCCUUUGAUGGAUCCCACAGCCAAGGACGCUGUGAAUGAUUCAACUGGCUCCUCGACAGACGGAAAGCCCAGAAAGAUUUCCUUUGUGAAAGUCAUAUAUACUGAUGCUCGUCCUUUUGUUCCAGAAUUUCUGCUGAAUACGAAAUUGUUGCCGUUGUUCUUGGUGCAAAUGAUUUGCAUCAUGUGUCAAGCUCUGAUUGAGGCUGUGGUUCCGCCUUUCAUGCAAGAGUAUUUCGACCUCGGGCCAGCAGAAAUCAGCUGGAUCUUCAUGGGCUUCGGCAUCGGCAUGCUGAUGGCGUUCAUCUCCUUCUUCUUCGUGGUCGAUUUCUACAAGAAGAAACAGGAUGAAGGUUAUCAUAAUGCGCCUGAGCUCAACAUCCUGCUCUUUGGUGUUCUAUCCACCAUCAUCGCAUUCAUCGGCUAUCUUUUUGUCGGAGUUUAUGUGGAAUACGGAAACUACGAUUACUUCUGGGCCUUCAUCGGCGUGUCUGGGAUUAUGCUGGUUGCCGAUCCUGCGUCUGUGUGUUCCGUGACGACCUUGAUUUCCUUGAUAGUGGAGGAAGAUGUUCAAGAAAUCAGCUGGAUCUUCAUGGGCUUCGGCAUCGGCAUGCUGAUGGCGUUCAUCUCCUUCUUCUUCGUGGUCGAUUUCUACAAGAAGAAACAGGAUGAAGGUUAUCAUAAUGCGCCUGAACUCAACAUCCUGCUCUUUGGUGUUCUAUCCACCAUCAUCGCAUUCAUCGGCUAUCUUUUUGUCGGAGUUUAUGUGGAAUACGGAAACUACGAUUACUUCUGGGCCUUCAUCGGCGUGUCUGGGAUUAUGCUGGUUGCUGAUCCUGCGUCUGUGUGUUCCGUGACGACUUUGAUUUCCUUGAUAGUGGAGGAAGAUGUUCAAGGUAUGGCAAUGGGCAUCAGAAGAUGUUUCUCAUUGAUUGGGCUUCUGAUUGGUCCCACUCUUGGAGCAGCUCUUAUCUUCAGGCCGUGGUUAUUGUAUGGUGGAACUAUCUUAGUUUCAACUGUUGGAUUUUUGUUGCUGAUCGCAUCUUACAACGAGAUCCAGGAAACUGCCUUCCGUCAUCGAGCUCUGCUGUCGAAAAACAAUAAGGUCAGACAUAAAACGAGACUCUCACCCUUUAUCCAGCUGCUUGAGCUCGUAGUGCUUCAAUGGCGACCCUCUGACGUCCGUCUGGUCAGAAAACUGUCUCUGCGGCAGCUUGUCUUUGCCAUUAUUGCUGAGCUUGAACAAGUGUUUGCCACCGAAGCCCGGUUGCGAUUCCUUGCUCGGCUUGGCAUUCUUGCUGGGGAACCACGAGUGCGGAUCCGCAACUUGAUCGUUGCAAUGAUUCCGCUCGUCCAGCUCCAC
This is a messenger RNA of Notodromas monacha, 1914 nucleotides long. The record is from the annotation of a GenBank genome assembly. NCBI's taxonomy places the organism in Eukaryota, Metazoa, Arthropoda, Ostracoda, Podocopida, Cyprididae.